This is a messenger RNA of Candida tropicalis MYA-3404, 1485 nucleotides long. RefSeq lists its product as uncharacterized. Lineage: Eukaryota; Fungi; Ascomycota; Pichiomycetes; Serinales; Debaryomycetaceae. The transcript has a single exon. The record is from RefSeq and is a predicted model, not a curated record. Bases 1 to 1485 code for a protein of 494 amino acids.
AUGCCACCUAAAAAAGGAAUACGUUCAUUUAAACCUAAACAAAGAGUUCUUGCGAAAAUGCCAGGAUAUUCACCGUGGCCAGCAUUUCUUGUUCCUGAUGAUCAAAUCCCAGAAGACGUAUUAAAAGCACAGCCUAAGAAAGGGAAACGUUAUUGUGUUAUUUUUAUUCCUGAUGGAGAUUAUUGUUGGAUUUCAGAUAAAGGUAUAAACAAUCUUAGCGAUGAACAAUUAAAGGCUAGUUUGGCUGAUAUACCCCUUGAUAUCAAAAGAAAGAUGAAAAAUUUGAAAGGAGUUGUCAGAGGUAAAAGCACUCCGAUUAAAAAUGCAAUUGCAGCAGCUGAUGGAUUAUCUUAUGAUGAUUUCCUUGACCAUUUGUCUCUGGCCGAAGCACAAGAAGAGGUUGAUGACGAAGAAGAAGAGGAAGAUCAAGAUCAAGAAGAAGAGGAAGAAGUUGAAGAAGGUCAUAACGAUGAUGAAUUAGAUCAUUCAAAGCAAGAGAAUGAUGACGAGGAUGAAGAGGAAGAAGAAGAAGAAGUGCAAGACGAGGAAGAGGAUGAAGAGGAUGAAGAGGAAGAAGUUGAUGAUUAUAAAAACGUGGCGAAACCAAAGUCAAGAAAAAUCAAAGUUAAACCAAAAAAUUUGAAAUCGGAUGAUGAAGCAGAUUUUGGUGAUAUAUCAGAUGAAUCCAUUGAAACAAAGAAAACUUCGAAGAAUGGGAAGAAUUUAGAUAGAUUAGGAUCUAAUGGAAAUGGGAAAAAGAGAAAAAUCGAAGAUGUGGACUCAUCAGGGACAGAUUUGAAGAGUAAUAAAAAGAAAAUUCAACCUGGAUCACGUUUAUCAGGUAAAAAUAAUGAAGAUCGUCCUACCAAACGAGAACGGGGAACUUUAAUUACUCCAACUACAGAGAAACCAGUACUUAGUGAAAAGGAAAAGCAGAAUCAAUUAUGGCUUUGCCGAGUUAAACUUCAAAAGACUCUAAUACAAAGAAAUCAACCAAAUACUCCAAAGGAUACCAUUGGAUUAAAACCACCAACAGCAGAUGAAUUACUGACAGCAAGAUUGAUAUUGUACCGAUUAUUGGAAUUCCCAAUUGAUAAAGAAUUGUUGAGAAAAACCAAAAUGCAUAAAGUUUUAAAGACUAUUAUUAAAGAUAAAAGUUUACAAUAUAGUGAUAGUUUCAAAUUGCAUGAUCGAUGUGAAGAAGUUUUAAAUAAGUGGCACGGACCAAUUGAAGAAUUGAGAAAUGAGAAAGUUUAUGAACAUAAGAGAAAUCAUAGUAAAGAUGAUCUUGAUUCAAUGACUAGUAACAAUCAUAAUAAUAAUAAUAAUAAUGCCAAUGACAAUGGAAGUAAAUCAUCUUCCUCAUCAUCAGAGAUUAAUAGAAAAUUAGUAGCACAAGAUGAUUCCGAAGUAUCAGGAUUAGAACAAAGUAUUUCAGAAUUAGAUCAACCAAAGAAUUCAGAAUUAUCAACCGAUGAUAUAUGA